Messenger RNA from Teleopsis dalmanni, 2031 nucleotides. RefSeq names its product lysine--tRNA ligase (gene LysRS). The transcript is spliced from 6 exons. The record is from RefSeq and is a predicted model, not a curated record. Gene Ontology annotation, biological process: lysyl-tRNA aminoacylation. Gene Ontology annotation, cellular component: cytoplasm; mitochondrion; aminoacyl-tRNA synthetase multienzyme complex. Lineage: Eukaryota; Metazoa; Arthropoda; Insecta; Diptera; Diopsidae. The coding region runs from base 16 to 1872 and encodes 618 amino acids. Gene Ontology annotation, molecular function: lysine-tRNA ligase activity; tRNA binding; ATP binding.
UUUUUAUAUAGUAAAAUGCACUCAUUUUAUAGACAUGUGUUUGCAGUUCAUAAGCUCUGUAUAAUUAACGUACAAACUGCAGUGAAUUACACGAAUUACUCACUUUCGCGUUAUCUACACAUUACUAAUGUUGGCGAGGCGCCGAGUAAGAGAACUAAACUUGAACUCAAACGCCGUCUUAAAGCAGAGCAGAAGGCAAAGGAAAAAGCCGAAAAAGAAGCUAACAAAGUUUCAACAACUGAAAAUGCAAUGAGCUCAGCCGGUGAUAAAAAGAAAUCCGCUGCAGCAGCGGAAGAAGAUAUUUCUCCUAAUGAAUACUUUAAAUUACGUUCAGCUGCAAUUGCUGAACUGAAGAAAUCAAAGGACACACAUCCUUAUCCACAUAAAUUCCAUGUAAGCAUAUCAUUGGAAAAUUAUAUUCAAAAGUAUGCUGGUUUAAAAGAAGGAGAAUCACUGGAAAAUGAACAAUUAAGCGUUGCUGGACGCAUACAUGCUAUUCGAGAAUCAGGUGCAAAGCUUAUAUUCUACGACUUGCGCGGCGAAGGUGUAAAACUACAAGUUAUGGCCAAUGCUAAGUUAUACAAAAACGAAACAGCGUUUGAGACAGAUACGGGCAAGAUACGACGCGGUGAUAUUAUUGGUAUCGAUGGUUACCCAGCCAAAACUAAAAAAGGAGAAUUAUCUAUUGUUCCCAAAGAAAUUAAAUUGCUGUCUCCUUGCCUUCACAUGCUUCCCCAUUUACAUUUUGGACUUAAAGAUAAAGAAACUCGUUUCCGUCAACGAUAUCUGGAUUUAAUACUUAAUAAUAAAGUGCGAGAAACGUUUCAAAUACGUGCAAAAAUCAUUUCAUAUGUAAGGCAAUUCCUCGAUGGCUUAGGCUUUCUCGAAAUUGAAACACCUAUGAUGAAUAUGGUAGCUGGCGGUGCUACUGCAAAACCUUUUAUAACACAUCACAAUGAACUCAACAUGGACUUGUAUAUGCGAAUUGCACCAGAAUUAUAUCAUAAAAUGUUAGUAGUUGGAGGUUUAGACCGUGUUUAUGAAAUUGGUCGACAAUUUCGCAAUGAAGGCAUUGAUUUGACGCAUAAUCCGGAAUUUACUACUUGUGAAUUUUAUAUGGCCUAUGCAGACUUUCAAGAUGUUAUGGAUUUAACAGAGCAGAUGGUAUCAGGAAUGGUAAAAGCUAUUCACGGCACAUAUAAAAUUAAAUACCAUCCAGAAGGACCAGAGGGUCCUGAGCAUGAAAUCGAUUUUACUCCUCCUUUUGCUAGAGUUUCUAUGAUUAAAACAUUAGAAGAAAAACUUAAUGUCAAAUUUCCACCGGCCACAUCUUUUCAAACUAAAGAAACAAACAACUUUUUAUCGCAAUUGUGUAUAAAACAUGAAGUUGAGUGCCCAGCACCGCGUACAACCGCAAGGCUGUUAGAUAAAUUAGUAGGUGAAUUCAUUGAAGAAACUUGCGUUAAUCCCACAUUUAUUUGUGAACAUCCACAAAUAAUGUCACCUUUGGCUAAAUAUCAUCGUAGUGAGCCAGGUUUGACAGAACGAUUUGAAUUAUUCGUAAUGAAGAAAGAGGUUUGCAACGCUUAUACCGAAUUAAACGAUCCAGCAGUCCAGCGGGAACGUUUCGAACAACAAGCUAAUGAUAAAGCUGCAGGUGAUGAUGAAGCGCAAAUGGUAGAUGAAAAUUUCUGCACUGCACUGGAAUAUGGUCUGCCACCAACAGGCGGUUGGGGUAUGGGCAUUGAUCGAUUAACUAUGUUUUUGACCGACUCAAAUAACAUUAAAGAAGUACUACUGUUCCCAGCAAUGAAACCCGAUGACCCAAAUCGUACACAUCCAGCUGAACUAAACAACGUUACCGAAAAUUAAACUUCUCAUAUUUUUUUUUUCAUUUAUAUAUUUUUUAUUUAAAAGUGUGCUUUCUAAUUUAUUUAAAUCUGUUUUGUUUAAAAUUGUAUAAAAUAUAUUUCAUUCUCAGUUCUUAUAUAAAUUAUUAUAUAUGAAAUAAUACAGGUCCAGUUAUUACUU